Molecule: messenger RNA, 1510 nt
Organism: Andrographis paniculata
Lineage: Eukaryota; Viridiplantae; Streptophyta; Magnoliopsida; Lamiales; Acanthaceae
Product: DNA damage-repair/toleration protein DRT100-like
Exons: 1
Coding region: 22-1128 (368 amino acids)
Molecular function (GO): protein binding
Source: RefSeq, a predicted model, not a curated record
CUCUCCCAUACAUUAUUCAGAAUGGAGUUUGCCGAAACCCAGCUGGUUAUUACAGCAACGGUCCUGCUCGCCGUAACGGUAGCCGUCAAUGCCUGCCCGCCGUCAGACCGGGAAGCUUUGCUGGCGUUCAAGGCCGCCGUGACCGAGCCCUACUUGGGCAUUUUCAACUCGUGGACGGGCAGCGACUGCUGCGCUAACUGGUACGGCGUCAGCUGCGACCCGGAUAGCAAACGGGUCGCCGACAUAAUCCUCCGGGGAGAAUCGGAGGAUCCGAUUUUCGAGAAAGCCGGCCGGUCCGGUUACAUGACCGGUUCGCUCUCCCCCUCCCUCUGCAAACUCGACCGCCUCACCACCCUCGUCGUCGCCGACUGGAAAGCCAUCUCCGGCGACAUUCCGACGUGCCUCACCUCCCUACCCCACCUCAGAAUCCUCGACCUCAUCGGCAACAAAAUCUCCGGCCCAAUCCCGGUCGACAUUGGCAACCUGAACCGGCUCACCGUCCUCAACCUGGCCGACAAUCAAAUCUCCGGCAGCCUCCCGCCGUCGCUGGCGAAACUCAACAGCCUAAUGCAUUUAGAUCUCAGCAACAACCGCCUCGCCGGAGAAACCCCGACCGACAUCGGAAAACUGUCGAUGAUGAGCCGAGCAUUGCUGAACCGGAACGAGCUGACCGGCCCGAUCCCAACCUCUUUCGCAAAUAUAUACCGGCUGGCCGACCUGGACCUGUCGCAGAACCGUCUGACCGGGUCGAUCCCGGUUCAGAUCGGGUCAAUGCCGGUUUUAUCAACUCUGAACCUAGACAGCAACCGGCUGACCGGGUCCAUACCCGAAACCCUACUUUCUAACUCCGGUUUGAACAUUUUGAACCUGAGCCGGAACGGUUUGGAGGGGAAGCUGCCGGACGUAUUUAGCCCUAAAACGUAUUUUACGGCGAUCGAUUUGUCGUAUAAUAACCUACGGGGUUCGAUUCCGACGACGUUGGCGGCGGCUAAGUUCAUAGGGCAUUUAGAUCUGAGCCAUAAUCAUCUUUGCGGCGCGAUUCCGUCGGGAUCGCCGUUCGAUCAUCUAGAAGCUUCGUCGUUCGCCGACAACGAUUGCCUCUGCGGAAUGCCGUUGCAGACUUGUUGAUUAUUUUAUUAUUAUUAUUAAUUAAUAUAUAAAUAUUGUUUGUUUAUUGUAUGAUCAGUUGAUUACGUUGGGGGGUUUGAUUUGAAUUAUCGUCUUUUUAAAAGUGUUAAAUGUAAUUAAUUAAUAAUUAAUUAAUUAAUUAUAGGUAUGUACGUACGUAUGUUGUAUUGAUAUGGUAAUUAAUGUUGUGUUGGGGGUGAUUAUGGGUAAUGUUGUCCGCGUGGAGUGCACGUGACACUGUCUGCUCUGGGUACUGCUGCUCUCAGUUCAAUAUCUCUCUCUGUGUAUUUCUGUGUUGGAAAGAGCAAAAGCUAAGUGCUCUCUCCAUAGUAAAUGUAAUUAAUUUACUCCCGACCUAAUUUAAAUUAUCUAUUUUACCAUA